Messenger RNA from Sorex araneus (European shrew), 939 nucleotides. RefSeq names its product olfactory receptor 2G3-like. Gene Ontology annotation, molecular function: G protein-coupled receptor activity; olfactory receptor activity. Lineage: Eukaryota; Metazoa; Chordata; Mammalia; Eulipotyphla; Soricidae. Gene Ontology annotation, biological process: G protein-coupled receptor signaling pathway. The transcript has a single exon. Gene Ontology annotation, cellular component: membrane. The record is from RefSeq and is a predicted model, not a curated record. Bases 1 to 939 code for a protein of 312 amino acids.
AUGCAGGAACUCAACCAGUCCGCUGUGUCAGAAUUCAUUCUCUUGGGCUUCGUCCUCAACCCCAGGACCAAUCCUCUGCUCUUCACCUUCUUUCUAGUCUUUUACCUGCUGAUCCUUGUGAGCAACAGCCUCCUCAUCACCCUCAUCUAUCAGGACUCGCGCCUGCACACGCCCAUGUACUUUUUCAUCAGUGUCCUCUCCCUGCUGGACGUGUGCUACACCACCACGACCGUGCCCCAGAUGCUCGUGCACAUCCUCAGCGAGAAGAGGGCCAUUUCCUUCGGGAGGUGCGUGGCUCAGAUGUACAUCUUCCUCCUCUUCGGAGUCACCGAGUCCUGGCUCUUCUCCAUCAUGUCUGUGGACAGGUACAUGGCCAUCUGCCACCCCCUCAGGUACAAAGUCAUCAUGAGCCGCUGGGUGUGCCUCCUCAUGGUGGGUGUCUGUGCCGCCUACGGUGUGUUUGGCGGGCUCAGCUACACCUUCUUUGCCAUGCGCCUGCCCUAUUGUGGUCCGAAUGAAAUCGACCACUAUUUCUGCGAGGUCCCUGCUGUCCUGAAGUUGGCCUGUGCAGACACGUCCCUCAAUGACUUGGUGGACUUCAUCACAGGCUUCAACGUGAUCGUGGUCCCGCUCUCCCUGGUUGCCAUUGUCUACGCCAACAUCUUUGCCACCAUCCUGAAGAUUCGCUCCACACAGGGGCGGAUCAAGGCUUUCUCCACCUGUGCCUCCCACAUCACCGUGGUCACCAUGUUUGCCAUUCCGUGCAUCAUCAUGUACAUGGGCCCGGGCUCUGGAUCCUUGUCAAACAGUGGGAAGAAAAUGGCCCUUUUCUAUAACGUUGCCACAGCCUUCCUCAAUCCUGUCAUCUACAGUUUGAGGAACAAGGAUGUGAAAAGGGCUUUCUUCAAAUUCAUAGGACGGGGUGGGGGCCCAGAGUGA